Messenger RNA from Neoarthrinium moseri, 1728 nucleotides. RefSeq lists its product as uncharacterized. The record is from RefSeq and is a predicted model, not a curated record. Lineage: Eukaryota; Fungi; Ascomycota; Sordariomycetes; Amphisphaeriales; Apiosporaceae. Bases 1 to 1728 code for a protein of 575 amino acids. The transcript is spliced from 5 exons.
AUGGGACAGCAAGACAGGUUCAGUAGAGAAAGCUACGCUUGGGGUUGGGAGAAUCGCAUGCAGCCUGUCGAAGGCAGUACACAUCAACAGUUCGUACCAAGAGAAGGUCGUCCUCUUCCUAUCCAUCAAGCACUCCGAGAGUACGCCGGCAUUGAUGCCACGGACUUUUUCGUUGCUGCAUUCAGGCCAGAGGGAGUGGUCACCUUUUCUUCGCCUGGAACACUAUCACAAGAGCAGAUCGAUAGAUUUUUCUUACCCAAAGAGUACCAAAAAUGCCGGUCAUCCUCUACGUCUGUCAGUCUGAACGAUGAGCCGCGAAUCCCAUUUCGCCGCCCCGGUCAAGGUAUCGAGGCCUUCGAUGACUACAGCCCUCAAAAACCAGCAAGAAAGCGAUUGAGGCAGACCAGCAACCGCCUUGACGGCAAACUGGGUGAAGAGGACAUUCCGACCGCUGUCGUUACGAAAAAGAGAUCUAUCGAAGUUGGGAAUGCCGCACAAUUGCAGGAAUUUUACGAACUGAGGUUCAGAAACUGUCAGCAGUCUGCUUGCAAGCUCAUCGCGAAGGCUUGGAUCAAGGCAGUCGAGCCUAAGAAGCAGUCUACCCAUCCUUAUACAGGAAAGGACGAGAAGGCACCAGGCUGGUGGCCCGAGCCCUGGGGUGAGCUCAGAGAUCAGAAAGUCCGACACAAGGAGCCAGACCAUCUUUACAAAAAAGAGCGGGUCCACCUUCUUUGCCAUAUCCUGCGACUGGUGAUGCAACCCAACGAGUACCAGCACAGAGACAUCAGGAAACUGCAAUUGAACAUCGCGAAGUUGGAGGAGGUUACUAAUGAGGCUCUGUCUUCAUGGUUUGCAGAUUCCACCAAUCCCGGAAAUCGCCAGAAGAAGCCGUAUCUGAAGGAGAUUUUCAAGGUAGCUCACCAGGAGGAGAGGUUCCUUGCUGGUGGGAUAGACGCUAAGACGAAAAUCCAUGUCAUGUCUGAUGAAAGAGUCGCCGAAGGAUACGCAUCUGACAACGAGGACAGCAGCCCGUCAAGAAUUGAUGAAGACCAGGAACGAAAGACCUCUUCUAGGAGUAUGACGCCUUCCAGAGGAUCUAUUCAGAAUAUGGUACCAUACGGCAAUGUUCAUGGCCCUUUAGACCACCCAGACAACCACAUGCAAGGAUCGUCUUACGUAGGCGACAUGGUCAUGAGAGGGCAACACUUUAGCCAGCCGGUCAUGGGCUCUGAUAUUCACACGGGGCAACACAGCUACAGCGACGUAGGUAAUAUGCCUGUUGCAGCACCGCUCAAUUCUGCUGGAUCGAUGCCGCUCUCCGAAAUAUACACAAGCACCCAUGAUACUGGAAGGAGGCCAUCGAUACCCAACUCUCAUUCAGACUUCAACACACCAACGACGCCUGGCGUGUACUCACCGUGGACUUCUGGUGCUUCGGCUCCAAACAAUACUUCGAUAUAUUCUGUGCCUGGCCAGCACUCCAGCGCUCACAACUCGUACGGACAAGCGAAUGCGCCUAUGGCCCAGACUCAAUCUUGGUUUGAUUACGGAGAUGGUAUACCAAGAGGCCAUGAUCUGGGCCAUCCGAAUGUGCUGAGAGGUGUAGGUCCGGGUACAAUGCCUCACCAAUCAGGGUAUUCGGACUACAUGCAUCAGAGUGGAAGACCGGGACAAGGGCCUGACAUGAAGCAAGAAGCUCAAGUUCUCGCGCGGAACAUACUCCAGUAA